Salvelinus fontinalis (brook trout) is the source of this 1436-nucleotide messenger RNA. Its product is annotated as ribosome production factor 2 homolog. Gene Ontology annotation, biological process: maturation of LSU-rRNA from tricistronic rRNA transcript (SSU-rRNA, 5.8S rRNA, LSU-rRNA); ribosomal large subunit assembly. Gene Ontology annotation, molecular function: rRNA binding. Lineage: Eukaryota; Metazoa; Chordata; Actinopteri; Salmoniformes; Salmonidae. Gene Ontology annotation, cellular component: nucleolus. The coding region runs from base 86 to 1012 and encodes 308 amino acids. The record is from RefSeq and is a predicted model, not a curated record. The transcript is spliced from 10 exons.
GACGCAAAAUUAACCGCGACAUUUUCCGCUGCUGUAAUAUUCACGUGGAGUAUUUUGAAGCAAGCACACGAGUGAAGCCCUCAAAAUGAAACAAUACGGAGGAGUAAUAAAACCUAAGACGAAGAGGGCCAAGCGCUUCCUUGACAACAGAGCCCCCAAGCUUACAGAGAACAUCAAGAAUGCCAUGAUUAUGAAAGGAGGCAACACCAGUAUGACUGUCACUCAGGCAUUGAAAGACAUUUAUGCCCUGAAGAAACCAAGUGCUGUGCUGUACAAAAAGAAAAAUAUAACCAGGCCAUUUGAGGAUUCUACAUCAUUGGAAUUCUUCUCGAAGAAAACCGAUAGCUCUCUCUUUUUGUUUGGCUCACACAACAAGAAAAGGCCAAACAAUCUCAUAUUUGGUCGUCUAUUUGAUUUCCAUGUGCUGGAUAUGAUUGAGCUUGGCAUUGAGAAGUAUAAGUCCCUAAGUGACAUCAAGAGCAGCAAAUGUCCCGAGGGGACUAAACCAAUGCUGGUGUUCGCAGGGGAUGCUUUUGACCAUGAGAAUGACCAUAAACGCCUAAAGAGCCUUCUUACAGACUUCUUCAGAGGUCCUGUUGUGCCUUCAGUGCGCCUGGCUGGUCUGGAGCAUGUCCUGCACUUCACUGCUCUGGAGGGGAAAAUCUACAUGCGCAGCUACAGAUCUCUGUUGAAGAAGUCUGGAUGUCGGACCCCAAGGAUUGAGCUGGAGGAGAUUGGGCCGUCUUUUGACUUUAUCUUGCGGAGAACCCACCUGGCAUCAGACGACCUGUACAAGACAGCUCACAAACAGCCCAAGGCUCUGAAGCCCAAGAAGAAGAAGAACAUAUCCCACGAUACUUUUGGUACCAAGUUUGGCAGGCUGCACAUGCAGAAGCAGGAUCUGGCCAAGCUCCAGACACGUAAGAUGAAGGGUCUGAGGAAGAGGAGGGGCCCGGCAGCCGCUGCUGUUGUGGCGGGAGAGACGUCCCCGAAAACCACUGAAGUAGAGUGAAGUCUUCCCAGGCUUUAAAUGACGUUUCACAAGCUCACGUCAUCAAGUUAACUGUGGAUGUUGACUGAUUUCUUCAAUGAUCAUUUGUCAUCAAUUGUCAUCAAUGAUGAAAAGAAUGACCCCCCCCCCCCCCCCCCCCCACACACACAUGUUUACCUUCUGUAGGUAUGUUCGUCAAUGUUUCAAGACAACAAUGUGGUGGUGUGCUAAUCGACAUCUCUUUCUAAUGCCUUACAAAUCGUCUUCGUUCUGUUGCUGAUGUUGCUUAGGUUGGAAAGGUUUUAUGUUAAUGGUAGGCAGUCUGUGGGUGCAUAAGAAAAAAUUGAAUUAGCCGUCAUUCAUCUAAAAUACUUUUUUAUUUUCUGUAUUUUAAACUGCGUGUACAUCGAGGAACAGUUCUCAAUGAAUAAAUUUGUUUUGUACA